UGCAGUGCUGUUUGAACAGGAGAGCACCUGAACCACAGCGGAGACAACAUGCCAGACGUUCCGUCCGAAGCUCCGGAGGUGUCCCGGAAAAGAGGAGCUGAUCCGGGCCCGCUGAUCAAGCACGCACCGGAGAGGAAGAGGGCCUGCUGGGGAAUACUGACCAGCCAAGGGUCAUGGGCAGAUCGUUCUCCUCUCCAUGAAGCAGCCUCUCAGGGUAGACUGCUUGCCCUGCGCACCUUGCUGGCCCAGGGUUAUUCCGCUAACAUUGUGACCAUUGAUCAUGUGACCCCUCUCCAUGAAGCUUGCUUGUCGGGACAUGUGGCAUCUGUGAGAUUAUUAAUAAAUGCUGGAGCUAAUGUAAAUGCAGCAACCAUCGAUGGUGUCACUCCUCUGUAUAACAGCUGUGCCUCUGGCAGUGUUGGUUGUAUGGAACUGCUGCUGCAAAAUGGCGCACACACACGCUCGCCACAUACGCACUAUCCCUCAGCUUUGCAUGAAGCCUGCAAGAGAGGAAACAGCCAGUGUGUAGAGUCCCUGCUCGCUAAUGGAGCAGAUCCUAACUAUGAAGUGUCUCACUUGGGCUCUCCCCUCUAUGUGAGCUGUCUAUACCAGCAUACGGCCUGCUCAAAGAUUCUGCUGCACAGAGGAGCCAAUGUUAAUGUGGGCAGAGGAGGUGACAGUCCUCUGCAUGCAGCUGUCAGACAAGGCAGUGCAGAUCAGGUGUCAGAGUUACUGGACUAUGGAGCGGAUAUAAACCUCAGAGACGGUAACAGUCAGCGGCCAGUGGAGCUAGCACCUCUUGGUGGAAAAACACAACAGCUGCUUCUAGCAUUUGAAGUUUCUCCAAGGAGUCUCUGCCAGUUGUGUCGUCUCCGAAUCAGGAAGCUGCUUGGACAAUCCAGACUGACGUUGCUCCCCCUCCUUCCUCUUCCUUCCAGGAUUACUCACUAUCUGGAGCACAUAGGAUGACGGGCACAUGCUUUGUGUGAAAUUAUGCCAUUUCUUUAACCUUUUGAGUUUGUACAUACUGUACCUUGUUGUUGUUUGUAUGCACGUUCCUGUAUUAACGACAUUUUAUGCUAAAGUGUCACUAUAGUUACGUUGCUUGAAGGAGUUUGGCCACCACAUCUUUACAUCAAAGUACUCUAAAUAUACUACUCUGCCGCACGCUUGAUUACAUAAUAUGUUCCCUUUGUAUUGCCACAGAUACCACACGUAAUUGACACAGUCUGUCUUUAUUUUAAGUGUUUGUGCAAUAGGAGUUCUUCUGUGAGAUGAUUACCUGUUUGACAGUGACAGCUGAGCCAGACUUUUAACUCACUUUGUCUCUAUGUGUUGGUUAAGCAGAAAAUGCCAUUUUGUGUAUAUUGGAAUGUAAUUUUCAUUGGAAAGAAAGGUCUUUCAGGUACUUGUAUGCACUUGUAAAUAACAGUUAAUGAUAUCCUCGGUGUCCAGCCAACCACAGUGAGCAUGGAAAGUCCCUUUGUUGGUUCACUUUGUUCACUAAAGAAAGAAAGAAGCCUUGAUUUGAAAAAAUAAAAUUCUCUUUUUGGCAUAUCCCAGCUUUUUAGGUAGGUGGAGACAGAGUGCAGGGUCAGUCCUGAUGAGGAGCCUGGGAGCAGAUAGGUUUAAAGGCCUUGACAGCACUGCGCUGAAUUAGACUAGAAUGGGAAUUCCUUGAUGAGUCGCAAAUGUGGUUGCUGAAAGCUGGUGCACUUGGCUUCCAGUUACAAUACCUGCAAGCCUAUGACUGAAGGCCAGCCUGCUCUACCGACUAAGCCACAGCCACCACUAAAACAAAAUAUGGAACCAGUAGAUUUUUUGUUUGAAGGCAUUUCAUUCUGUUGUAACAUUUUUUUGCGUAUUAUAUCCGUAUGUAUUUCCUUCAGUUAAAGAAAGUCUGAAUGUUUUAACAUUUCCCCUGUACACCCAUGACCCAUGUUCUAAGUUGGUGUGAAACUAACAAUGGCAACACUUUACCAUAAUGUAUUUAUUAUUCGUAAUGCUUUGUUGUUUUUUAAAUUAGUACUUCUGUCUGUUA
Messenger RNA from Amphiprion ocellaris (clown anemonefish), 2041 nucleotides. RefSeq names its product ankyrin repeat and SOCS box protein 5-like. The transcript is spliced from 7 exons. Gene Ontology annotation, biological process: positive regulation of protein catabolic process; intracellular signal transduction; protein ubiquitination. The record is from RefSeq and is a predicted model, not a curated record. The coding region runs from base 49 to 969 and encodes 306 amino acids. Gene Ontology annotation, molecular function: protein binding. Lineage: Eukaryota; Metazoa; Chordata; Actinopteri; Pomacentridae.